Molecule: messenger RNA, 978 nt
Organism: Jaminaea rosea
Lineage: Eukaryota; Fungi; Basidiomycota; Exobasidiomycetes; Microstromatales
Product: NAD(P)-binding protein
Exons: 5
Coding region: 24-956 (310 amino acids)
Source: RefSeq, a predicted model, not a curated record
ACACACACACACCACCUGCCAGCAUGUCCUUCCAAUCAACCGCACCCACCACCAGCACGGCCUCCUUGUCUGUCACAUCUCUCUUUGACGUUGCAGGCAAACGCAUCCUUAUCACCGGCGGCGGUUCGGGACUGGGAAGCUAUGCUGCGCUAGGUCUCGCCUUGCACGGGGCCAAGGUGUUCAUCGUCGGGCGCAGGGAGGAGAAAUUGGCGAGCGUGAAGAAGGAUUUUGAGAAGAGGCGGGGCGACGAGGGCGCUCCGCAGGCUGCUGCUCAGGGCGAGGUCAUAGCCCUCCCUGGCGACGUCUCGUCCAAGGAAGGUCUGGACAAGCUUGUGGCCGAAUAUCGCAAGCAUGAGGAGCACCUCGACGUGCUUGUGAAUGGCGCAGGGGUCAAUGGCGACUGGAUCAAGCUCAAGCCCGAGGACAAGGACGACACCAGCAAGGUCCACGCAUCCCUCUACGACGAGGAGUGGUCCAACUGGAGCAACACGCUCAACGUCAAUACGGUCUCGCCCUAUUUCACAACACUCGCCUUUGUGCCUCUCCUAGCCCGCAGCAAGACUCCCUCUCUGCGCGAUGAGGGACCCUGCGUCCUGCUGGUCACCUCCAUCGCUGCAGAACACAUUGCGCGUAACCACUCCAUCUCGCACGUCUAUCAGACGUCCAAGGACGCGGAGGAAAAGGUGGCCAAGCUGCUCGCCGUGAGGCUGCAGCCGUACAAGAUUCGGGUCAACUCGAUUGCUCCCGGAAUCUAUCCCUCGGAGAUGACCAAUCAUCCCACGGCCGAGUCCUUCAUGGAAAAGGCCAAGACGAUGGUCCCCUACAUUCAGCGCAGCGGGACGCCCGAGGACUUUGUGGGCUUGAUGCUCUUUCUCACCUCGCGGGCGGGGGCGUACCUCAAUGGCUCGCAGAUUGUCACUGACGGUGGGAGGUUGCUCGUCCAGUCGGGAGCGUAGAGGCGCCGCCAUGACGAUGUUG